UCCACCACUCAGCUUCCUUCCCGGCCUGCCUCGCGCCGGUCGCCGGGCUGGGCCAGAGCAGCCAAGAUGGCCGACUUCGAGGAUCGGGUGUCGGAUGAGGAGAAGGUACGCAUAGCCGCUAAAUUUAUCACUCAUGCACCCCCUGGGGAGUUUAAUGAAGUAUUCAAUGAUGUCCGGCUACUACUUAAUAAUGACAAUCUCCUCAGGGAAGGGGCAGCACAUGCAUUUGCUCAGUAUAACAUGGAUCAGUUCACACCUGUGAAGAUAGAAGGCUAUGAUGACCAGGUCUUAAUUACAGAGCACGGCGACCUUGGUAACAGCAGAUUUUUAGAUCCAAGACACAAAAUUUCCUUUAAGUUUGAUCAUUUACGGAAAGAAGCGAGUGACCCCCAGCCAGAAGAUGUGGACGGAGGCUUGAAGUCUUGGAGAGAAUCCUGUGACAGUGCUUUAAGAGCCUAUGUGAAAGAGCACUAUUCCAACGGCUUCUCUACUGUUUAUGCUAAAACUAUAGAUGGACAACAGACCAUUAUUGCAUGUAUUGAAAGCCACCAGUUUCAGCCCAAAAACUUCUGGAAUGGUCGUUGGCGGUCAGAGUGGAAGUUCACCAUCACACCACCUACAGCCCAGGUCGUUGGAGUGCUCAAGAUUCAGGUUCAUUACUAUGAAGAUGGCAAUGUUCAGUUGGUCAGUCAUAAAGAUGUACAGGAUUCAGUCACUGUUUCUAAUGAAGUCCAAACUGCCAAGGAGUUUAUUAAAAUCAUAGAGAGUGCAGAAAAUGAGUAUCAGACAGCAAUUAGUGAAAACUAUCAGACAAUGUCAGACACCACGUUCAAGGCCUUGCGCCGGCAGCUUCCAGUUACCCGCACCAAAAUCGACUGGAACAAGAUACUCAGUUACAAGAUUGGCAAAGAAAUGCAGAAUGCUUAAAGGCCAACUGUAGGAGUCUCCAGUACAAAGAAAGAAAAGGAUUCAACAUGGUGUGGUCAUAUGAUCAAUAGGUGAUUUAUAAACAAACAAGAGUGAUAUUUUGCUAGUUAACAAAGUUAACAGAUCUUCUAGCCUCAUGGAAUACUGUUGAGCCUACAGCACUGUCUUGAUUCUUUUGUGUGUGUGUGUUCUCUGCCUUGUAAUUUUCUGUUAUCACUAUAUCUACUUGUAAAUCUUUUUUUUUUAAUUCUGCUACAUUUAAUGUCAAAGAAAUCUAUCCUGAAGUCAUUUUGCUGUUUAGAAAAUUUCCUAGCCAUGACGUCCUGUUGCUGGUUUUUACAGAGUAUUUGGUCAGUACUCUUUACCCCAUGCUUUAAAGCAAUUCCAGUGCUUCAGUGGCUUUUACUGAUCCACCAAUUGCUAAAGAGGCUAUGUUAUGAACUGUAACUAAGUGGACGACACACUCCUCUGUCUGACUGCUUUGAUUGUUUAUAGCAUCUCACAAUUAUAGUUUUCAUACAUUUGGAUUGGGGCAUUUUGGGUCCAUGUUGGGAGGCAAAGGAAGUUUCUUGAAUAUUCCAUGGCAGCAGCUUCUCUGGGAACUUGUUUUUAAAUCCAAAGACUUGAACCACAUUCCCUGCACAUAAACGUUUAUUUUCAUUCUCUCGUCUCCUCCCAUAUACUUCCAUUGUAGCCAUAGAUGUCUGCAGGAAGUGCAGCUUAGAAAAUCCAUUGGGGAAAACCAGGAUUGUCAGUCAAUCACAUGGGCCUAUUUUCUUUAAUGGAAAGAAAUGCCUGAUCACCUGGAAUGCUGGAAUGACAGGAUCAAACUACCUGGGGAUCCUUUGCUAUUCUAUUAGCAACCUCCAACUGAAGCCCCACUCCACCCCUUCCCACACACAAUAUUCUGAGUAUUGUUUAGGCCCUAGUCCUGGGCUUUGUCUCUCAGUGAAUAGAACUUAUGUCUAUUACGUAUCCUUCCUUUCUAGGCCUCAGCCCUAAAUUCUGUUUGUCAGUCAAUAAAACUCAUUCUUAUUGUAAAGGACACAGGUGCUUUACUAUUUGGCAAGGGAAUUUUGAUGUAGCUAGCCCCGAAGCUUUGUUUUGAGAAUUGUCAUGUGGAGACUUUUUUUCCCAAAGUUCUACUAUGUUUAAAUGUGUGAAAAAAUUAAAACACAGGAUCAGAUUGUCGAAGUCUUGAUCCUGUCUGACCAAGUCUGGCUGCACCAAGUUUUCAUUCUGUCCACUUUCCUGUCAGUGGCAAUAUCUGCAGGAAUGCCUCAACAGAUGUCAGAUUUUUUAGAAGAGUUUUGCCCAUUUGUAUUUCUGUUUAAUAUUCAAGAACUGGUGACAUACUGUGGACGUAGUAGAGUAUAAAACUUGAAAACCACAGGUGUUGAAGAGAUAAUGGGUAGCUGUGUUUUAAUGCCCUCUGGCAGGCUUGUUCUGUAAGCAGAGGAAUCAAACAGCUAUGUUACCCACAAAGCUGGAAUGAACCAAAGUCAAAGUGACUCCUAGGCAGUGUCUGUCUGCCAUCGCCUGGAUUUCAGAGAAUGCUAGUGCUUUCUCCUACUAAACAAGAUGUAAAACUCAUUCCAAAUUACUCUCUCCGUCAUCCUGUAACUGUGAUAUAGCUAUCUUCCCGGGUGUGUUGGAGGUAUGCAUGUGUGAUUCAGAGCACACAGGUAAUGUGAUGUGACCUAUGACAACUGGUAAUGGUGGACUCAUUUACAUUGUUUACAUUUCUAUGACCAGGCCUUAGGGGAAGGUCAAUUUUUUAAAAAACCAAGUAGUGUCUUCCUACCUGUCUCCAAACACAGUCAAAACAGAAGGGUGUUUGCUUCAGCUUUGUUUUUUGCUUAGUAAUACAGUCAAGCGGGAGUUUGUUUGCGGAUGAAAGCUGUGUAAGCAUUUUUGUUUAUUUCAAAUAAAAUAUAUUUGUAUUAUU
Messenger RNA from Myodes glareolus (Bank vole), 2875 nucleotides. It is a transcript of the gene Capza1, whose product is annotated as capping actin protein of muscle Z-line subunit alpha 1. Gene Ontology annotation, cellular component: F-actin capping protein complex; cortical cytoskeleton. Gene Ontology annotation, molecular function: actin filament binding. The record is from RefSeq and is a predicted model, not a curated record. Lineage: Eukaryota; Metazoa; Chordata; Mammalia; Rodentia; Cricetidae. Gene Ontology annotation, biological process: actin cytoskeleton organization; barbed-end actin filament capping.